Messenger RNA from Drosophila biarmipes, 543 nucleotides. RefSeq lists its product as uncharacterized. The transcript is spliced from 3 exons. The record is from RefSeq and is a predicted model, not a curated record. Lineage: Eukaryota; Metazoa; Arthropoda; Insecta; Diptera; Drosophilidae. Bases 1 to 543 code for a protein of 180 amino acids.
AUGAAGGCUCGCUUCAAAAUGGUAACUUUUCUGACCAUAAUGUGCAUCUUUAUCUUCAGACUCAGUAACUCAGUGGUCUUCAAGCUGACAAACGUGAAUUGCGGCAGUUACAAUAAAAGCUGGAUCAGGAUUAACCAUUGCCGCUUGAAGGCGAUCAAUCGUCACAAGACCGUGUUCAACUUCAAUGCCACCUUCCUGCAUCCGACUAGAAAUAUCAUUGUUCACUACCAAUUGUUCAAAAGGGAGAGUGGCUAUAAGCCUUGGCUCGUCAAUAUCAGGAUCGACGGUUGUAAGUACCUGCGCAAGCCCUACGAUGCCAUUGCAACGCUACUUUUCAGUAUUUACAAGGACUUUUCCAACAUCAAUCACACCUGCCCGUUGUAUGGUGACAUUUUCAUAAAGGACAUGUAUCUGAGCACGGAUGUUAUGCGACUGCCCUUACCCACUGGCGAUUAUUUAUUGGCAAUAGAUUGGAUAUUUUAUGGAAAUCCUCAGUUUGCCACUAAUGUUAGUUUUCAGUUCGUUGAGGAUCUGUUGAGAUGA